This is a messenger RNA of Oppia nitens, 2005 nucleotides long. Its product is annotated as BTB/POZ domain-containing protein 9-like. NCBI's taxonomy places the organism in Eukaryota, Metazoa, Arthropoda, Arachnida, Sarcoptiformes, Oppiidae. The transcript has 2 exons. The record is from RefSeq and is a predicted model, not a curated record. Gene Ontology annotation, biological process: adult locomotory behavior; circadian behavior; modulation of chemical synaptic transmission. Gene Ontology annotation, molecular function: protein binding. Bases 123 to 1850 code for a protein of 575 amino acids.
GAGUAUUGAAUUGAUUGUAUAGUAUUUGAAGAAAACCAUUGAAACACAAAAGGCAUUGAAUUUUGGUUUUCGUUUCGCAUUUGUUUCGGUCAACAGAAGACUUAAAAGGACACCAAAAGACAAUGGUUUUCGAUGUCAAGGAAGACGUGAAAAUGAAUUCACAUAAUAUGUCUUUGAAUGGCGACGGCAAUGGUAUUGCCAUCAGAAGAGGUGUGAUUGAUGGCAAAAAUGAUUUGCUUCAGCAAAUCGGCGGUCUUUAUAUGAAUGACCAAACAAGUGAUAUUAAACUUAAAGUCGAGGGUCAGGUACUGCCGGCACAUAAAAGCAUUGUCUCCGCCAGAAGUCAGUAUUUUUUUAAGCAGAUCUUCGGCACCGACGGCGGUGCCGGUGAUCACCGGUCAGGCAGUUCACUAAAAGGCGGUACUCUUGAGAUGUUCGGCACGACUGCCAGUGCAUUGAAAAUGGUUCUCAAAUAUCUCUAUUGCGGUGAACUUGUCGUCGAAGACUUGGGACUUGAAGUUAUCAUUGAUGUCCUGACUCUUUCACAUCGAUGCAAACUUUUGGAAAUUGUGUCCGGAAUUUCCAAUUAUCUUAAAGACAUCGUUGCCAUUGAUAACGUUUGGACAAUCUAUAGCGCAAGCAAUCUCUUUGAAGAGACCAAUUCGUUGGCCGAGUUUUGUCUACGAUUUAUGGAUUCAUCGGCUGUUAAACUGUUGAAUCACGAGACGACUUAUGCACAGACUGUCAGUAAUUUCAAACUAUUGAUUAAUCGCAAGACUUUUGACGCUCCAGAAGUGGAAAAGUUUAAAGCGGUCUACAAAUGGAUUAACAAUAAUCCAGAACUCGAUUCAAAAGAUUUGGUUAAUUGUGUUAAUCUUCAGCGGUUGGGUCAGGAAGAGUUGCUUCAAGUGGUUAGACCAACACAUUUGGUGACUGAUUCACAAAUUUUGGAUGCAAUUACACCGAAACGCAAAAGAGUCUCAUUGGACACUUCGACCAAUACUGAAACGAUCAAAAUGGAGGCCAUCGAGUUUACGCCGAAGUUUACCAUUAAGACUAUGAAACACGAGACAGAAGCUGUCGGUUAUUACUAUUUUAUUGAAUUGACUGAACCAUAUGAGAUCAAUCACAUUAAGAUGCGAUUAUCUGAAUUGAUUUCUGGCAAAGGAGAGUAUAGUUAUUUCAUUGAGACCUCAAUCGACAAUGAAAAGUGGAUGAAAGUGAUCGACUAUUCGAAAUUCAUCUGUAGAUCGUGGCAACAGCUCUUCUUUGAUAAUGUUAAUGUCAAAUACAUUAAAGUCGUGGGCACUAAACCUGAUGGCAAAAUUGCUGAUAUAAUUAUCGAUUCAUUUGACUGCAGUUAUAGUCACAGUGCGGCCAAACAAGAGAAUGGAUUCAUAAUACCGACCGAAGACAUCGCUAAUCUUGAUUGUGGAACAAGAAUUCGUUAUCCUAUCAAUCGUCACGACUUAUAUCUGUUGCAUUCAACCCAACGCUACGCUUAUUUCAUUCCGGUUCGUAAUUUUGGUGACGACUUGAAGAAGAAUGCAUUCAACAUACAGUUGGCUCAGCCCUAUCUACUCGAUUCACUUGAGUUUAAGAUCUACCACAAAGACAGCAAUGAUUCGUAUAGAUAUUAUGUGGAAGUUUCGGCAGAUGAGAAGUCAUGGGAACGUAUUAUUGACCGAACAGACAAUCCAGGACAAGGCCUACAAGUUCUUAAGUUUUCGAAACUUCCCGUUUGUUUCGUCCGAAUUGUAGGAACCGCUGGUGUCGGUCCCGGUUGUAGUAAGUUCUUGGGCUGUAGUGCUUUGAGAUGUCCCGCUAUUAGCAAUCCUGAGGACGAAUAGUCAGACCAUAUAUUAUUAACUUUUAUUUUGUUUUUUAUUUUUUUGUCAUUUUGUUUUAAUAUCUUAAUCAUUAUAACAGUAUAUAUUUAUAUUGACAAAUAUGUGAUCACAAUUUAAUUGUAUUAACUAUCAUUUAAUUUACCAAAUAAUUUACA